Ilex paraguariensis (yerba mate) is the source of this 420-nucleotide messenger RNA. Lineage: Eukaryota; Viridiplantae; Streptophyta; Magnoliopsida; Aquifoliales; Aquifoliaceae. The record is from the annotation of a GenBank genome assembly.
AUGCGAUGCGGCAAUAUUAUGGAGGAUUGUGGAGUUGUGAUUCACUCAAGCGACACUUAUUCUACUCCCAUGAAUCUAAUUUAUGGUGGGACAAUAAAAAAGAGUUUGGGGCAAGGGAAGAAGAAGAAAACUCAGCAGCCACAACAGCCACAAGUUGAAAUCGAGAAUGAAGUUGAAGUUGAAGUUGAGCAUGAAGAUGAAGCCCAAGCCCAAGAUGUCCCAAAUUCUUCCACAACUAGUCUUCCUCCUGAUCUUCCUCCAUUGACUGUAUAUGGAAUGUUGCUGGUACGAUUGGGCAGAAAGAUGGAGGAAUUUGAAAAGACUCAAAAUGAAAUAAAGGAGUCUCUAAAGGGGAUCGAUAGUAGGUUGGAUAUAAUUGAGUCUUUUUUAAUGAAAAACAAAGAAAUAUCUAGGAAGUGA